Molecule: messenger RNA, 1047 nt
Organism: Trichoderma virens Gv29-8
Lineage: Eukaryota; Fungi; Ascomycota; Sordariomycetes; Hypocreales; Hypocreaceae
Exons: 2
Biological process (GO): glycerophospholipid biosynthetic process
Cellular component (GO): mitochondrion
Source: RefSeq, a predicted model, not a curated record
UCAACUCCCAUAUCACCCAUCGAUUCCUCGGUCGUUGCCGACUCUUUCGUCUUUGCAUUUGAUAUCGACGGCGUGCUUGUCCGAGGCGGGCGACCGAUCCCAGAGGCCAUCGAGGCUAUGAAAGUACUUGAUGGAGAGAACGAAUAUGGAAUGAAAAUACCUCAUAUUUUUCUUACCAACGGCGGUGGCAAGACUGAAGAAGAACGCUGCCAAGAUCUAUCACGCCAACUUCAGCGAGAGAUCAAGCCCGGCCAGUUCAUUUGCGGACACACUCCCAUGAGAGAAAUGGCCGAGAAAUACGGCACAGUCUUGGUCAUUGGAGGCGAGGGCGAGAAAUGCCGCCUUGUCGCCGAAGGAUACGGCUUCAAAGACGUCGUCACGCCAGGAGACAUCAUCAAGCACAAUGCUGCCACAACUCCGUUCAGGAAGCUGACGCCCGAGGAGCUCGCCAACUCUCGUGAGCGAGAUUUUGACGACGUUGUCAUUGAUGCCGUCUUUGUGUUUGCCGACUCUCGAGACUGGGCUGGUGACAUUCAGAUCAUGCUGGAUGUGGCUAUGUCUCAGGGAGGCCGACUUGGGACUCGCAGCGAGACCUUUGACGAGGGUCCUACAUUCUACUUCUCCCACAACGAUGUCGUCUGGUCUGCUGCCCACGAGCAUGUCCGUCUCGGCAUGGGCGCUCUCCGACGCAUGUUCGAAAUCACCUUUAGAGACCUCACCGGCGGCAAGGGCAAGCUGCACACACACGCAUUCGGCAAACCUCAAGUCUCGACGUUUGAAUUUGCUGAGCGGCUGAUGCAAACCUGGCGAAGCACCGAGCACGGCAUUUCUGGUCCUCCACAGACGGUGUAUUUUGUCGGUGAUACACCGGAGAGCGACAUCCGUGGCACCAAUGCCAUCAACGACGUUGCCGACAACGACUGGUACAGCAUCCUAGUCAAAACGGGCGUGUAUCAGGAUGGCACAGAGCCGACAUACAAGCCUCGCGCUACCGUGUCCACUGUGCUUGAUGCCGUGAACCACGGUAUUCAGCGUGAGAUGCGCAAG